Caenorhabditis elegans is the source of this 4815-nucleotide messenger RNA. RefSeq names its product Diacylglycerol kinase (gene dgk-4). Gene Ontology annotation, biological process: phospholipase C-activating G protein-coupled receptor signaling pathway; signal transduction; diacylglycerol metabolic process. Gene Ontology annotation, cellular component: cytoplasm. The record is from RefSeq and is marked reviewed. NCBI's taxonomy places the organism in Eukaryota, Metazoa, Nematoda, Chromadorea, Rhabditida, Rhabditidae. The transcript has 19 exons. The coding region runs from base 94 to 4113 and encodes 1339 amino acids. Gene Ontology annotation, molecular function: transferase activity; kinase activity; diacylglycerol binding.
CUGCCGCUCUGCUGGCCUUGGGGUGUACUUGUCCUGCUUCUGAUUGGUGACGGACACAAUUCACGUAUAUAACACUGCAACGCCAUCACGUGAAUGGUGGUGACGCGUGGAUUGGACAAUGAUGUCGACGACGAACGAGAAGCGUGGAAACAGUCGAUUCUGCGUGCGAAAGAUGUCAUGCCGGAAAAGGCGUCUGGACCACUCGUUGCAUUACUUGAAGGCACCUCGGGUCAUCAUCACUGGACAGAGACAAAUCAUCCUCGGCCAACGUUUUGCAAUUAUUGCCGCGAAAAGUUGAACGGAGUCCCAUGGCACGGCUAUACGUGUGAUAUCUGCAAAGUGAAAGCACAUCGAAAAUGCCGUGACAAUUUGACGGAGCAAUGCAAAUGGACAAAUCAAUCAAGUAUUCCACAACAUUUACAAUUUAUUAGCCCAGAGAAUUCAAUUCUACCUCAUCAAUGGAUGGAAGGAAAUCUUCCAAUGCCAUCAAAAUGCUCAGUUUGUGAAAAGCCAUGUGGUUCCGUUAGAAAACUAAUCGACUAUCGAUGUAUUUGGUGUGGAUGUUGUGUCCAUGAUACGUGUAUUGGAAAUCUGGCACGAGCAUGUAGUUUAGGUCACUCGGCACUUUCAGUAAUAUCACCAUUAGCAAUGAAAGAAGUUACUCCAAAUGGGACAGCUGUAUUACGAGAAGAAGCGUACGGUGGUGAUUCUCCAGGCGGCAGUCCACUAAUUGUACUAAUCAACGCGAAAUCGGGUGAUAGUCAGGGUCAAAGAAUUAUCAAAAAAUUUCGACGGAUUUUGAAUCCAAUUCAAGUUUUCGAUAUUAUCGCAACUGGUCCCGAUUUUGCACUAACAUUUUUCUCGCAUCUUGAAUCAUUUCGUGUCCUUGUAUGUGGUGGAGAUGGAACUGUUGGAUGGGUUUUAAGCGCUUUUGAUAGACUGAAUUUACACUCAAAGUGUCAAUUAGCAAUUCUUCCACUUGGAACUGGAAAUGAUUUGGCUCGUGUACUUGGUUGGGGACAUGCUUUUUAUGAUGAUACACUACUUCCACAAGUUGUUCGAACAAUGGAAAGAGCACAUACAAAAAUGCUAGAUCGGUGGAGUGUUCUCGCUAUUGAAGGCCCUCAAGCAGAUGCGGUUCGUCGGUACGAGGAGCUGGUCAUCGAAAAAGUUCGAACGUUUCUAGAAGCUGAACAAACAUGGGACAUUAUACAUGCAGCUAAUCAACUAUGUACAACGAUUCGGGACCUUGUUCAUAGUGUAUCACAUACGUAUUCUGAUUUAGAAAAUAACAAGUUGAAGCUUGAUGACGAGUCAAGACUUGGAGGAAGUGAUACAAUGACGGAAAAUUGCAAUACUCUACUGGGAAAACUCGAUCGGUUGAUGAAAUCACUGAAAGAAGACGCGAAUUGUUUGGAGGAGUCUGGAUUUGAGCCUGGUGAUGAUGAUGAUUGUUCAACAGGAGACGAAAUGCUCAAAAAACGAGAUUCUGUAGUAAAUCGAGCGAAUAGUCUUAAAAAGGCAUUCCGAGAAGUCAUUUCAAUGGCCGAAAAGGGUAUUGAUCAACACUAUCGAGAUCCGAAUACGGCGUGUACGAAAAGAGAGAGGUUCAGGAAGAAGAGAAGUAAAACUACGCCUAGCGUUCUUACGAUAUCCCAUUCCAACCUGUCUUCUUCAUCAGCCUGUUCCCCACCGUGUUCACCCGCAGGAGAAGAUCCGCCACAAGAUGAUCAAAAAGAGUUUCGUAGUGCAUCUUGUAAAGCAACAUUUGAAAUCAGUCAUUCUCAAUCAAGUUCAUCAGCUGUUCUAACAGCACUAUUCAAUGCACAAUCUGCACGAACCUAUGAUGAAUUAGAGAAACCAAGUAUAGGAACAGUACAUCCACCAACUCCUGGAGCAACUCGUGAGCCAUCGACUGCUUAUGAUGAUGAUGAGGAAAAUGAAAAUGUCGAGAAUCGAAAAGAAAUUGAUCAAAAAUCGAAUAGUAAAAAGUCUUCAGUAUCAACACCAGAAGAUAUUACAAAAGGAUCACCUGAUCGGCCGAGGAUCUAUUCUGAUACCACACUAAACAAAAAUAUGGAGAAAAUGAAAAGUCAAAGCUUGCAUCCUAUUUGUUCAAGUGCUGACAAGAUGAAGCAGAGUCACUCGGAUAGUAGCUUAUAUGCAGACUACGAGCAUUUGGAAGGUUCAUCAUCUGGUUGUGGUGCCGGUGCUUCAGGAAGUACAUUAUCGCCUGCUCGGGCUUCUGAUUCUGCCACCUGGUCGCGCAUUAAAGAACGUAAACGAACUGUUGGAAGUGAUUUGGGAUUGUCUAGUAGCUCUCAUUUGAGAAGUUGUCGUAACAUGCUCUCCGGAUUCGCCGGUGGAUCUCUCAUUGCUGAAAUUUUACUAUUAAAUGCACGAGUACUGUCACAGAUGUCGUCACGUCGCAACUCAGCGGCAAAUAUUGCAAAUCAAAUUCCAACGUCCGACUGUCAAACACCAUUCACUCAAUACAAGGAAAUGUGUGUAAUGAACAACUAUUUUGGAAUUGGUCUUGACGCGAAAAUCGCUCUGGAAUUCCACAACAAACGAGAAGAGUCUGAAAAAACGCGGAGCCGAUCGAAACUCUUCAUGUGGUACGGUAUUCUCGGAGGAAAAGAGCUGAUGCAUCGUACCUACCGUAAUCUCGAGCAAAGGAUCAAAUUGGAAUGUGAUGGAGUUCCGAUCGAUCUUCCAUCUCUUCAGGGAAUCGUAAUUUUGAAUAUUCCAUCAUAUUCGGGCGGUGCAAACUUCUGGGGUCGGAACAAGGAUGGUCCAGAAUUCACAGUUCAAAGUUUCGAUGAUCGAAUUUUGGAGGUAGUUGCACUGUUCGGCGUGAUCCACGUGGCAACGAGUCGUGUCCCAAAUGCAGUUCGUCUCCAAAACCAUCGAAUUGCUCAAUGUCGACAUGUUCGAAUUGUGAUACUCGGAGACGAACCAAUCCCAGUUCAAGUUGACGGUGAACCUUGGCUUCAACCUCCUGGAAUUAUGCAAAUUGUUCACAAAAAUCGAGCUCAGAUGCUUGCCAGAAAUCCAGUUUUUGAUGCAACACUUAAGAAAUGGGAAGAACAAAAAGAGAAGGCUUCCACGACAACAGCACCAUCCACACCUACGGCUCUUGGAGCUCCCACUUCAGAUAUUAUUUCGUUCUUGACGAGAGCUCGCGAAUUUUUGAGAUUGAUUGAAGGUGAAAUAGCGAGAUUAGGGGUUUCAUCGGUACUUUUGCAAUCCUUGGAUGAUGCAAAUGCUAUUGUCAAAGGUGGAGCAUCAGGAGAAGAAGAUCCAGAGGCUAUCGAUGACUUAGAAGAACGAGAAGAAACAGUUGCAUCGGUGGAAAGAGUCGUUGAACUUCUUGAGGAUCAUUUUGGUUUUCCUGAAAGAACAAGAGCACCAGUUGGGCAACCAAAACUAGGACCCACUCCGCAUUUUAAUUUUGAAAUUCAUGGUGACGAUCCUGAUCAUUGGCGUUAUAUAAUCAACUCGAUUCGUCAGGAUAUGGAUCGAGAAGAAGCAGCAAUUAGAGAAGCUAGAAAACAAGAUUUAAUAGCUGGAAAGCCAAAAAGAUCCCGAUUCACUGCAUGGUUUCACAAACGAUUUGGAACUAGAUCUGCACCAUUUGCAUUCGCUAAUAUUCCAUACUGGACGAGCGAAGAAGUAUGUGCAUGGCUCUCUUCAAUUGGAAUGUCUGAAUAUGGAUCAACGUUCCGAAAGAAUGAUAUUCAAGGUUCUGAAUUGAUGCAUUUAGAACGAUCCGAUAUUAUGGAUAUUGGGAUCACAAAAAUUGGACAUGUGAAGAGGUUGCAGUCCGCCAUUGUCGACCUCCGAGCUCAAAACCAACGUGCACGUCGCGCUCAGGCUCGUAAAAAACGUGUCGCCAAAGACUAUAAACCCGAUCAUUCUGGUCCUUCUGGUGCUGGCGGUGCAGUAGAUAAACGAAAAGAAUCAAGUGCUGAAAGAUAUGCAGAUGGACAACCAUCAACAUCAUCUACGGGAGCUACCACUUCAUCUGGAAAAACACGGAGAAUUCCACCGAAAGAUGGAGAAUCCGCGCCUGCUGUCAUGCAAAUGGAUCCAGCUAGUACAGAUUGCUGAGGAAUUCGAUUCUCUGUAUAUUAUUUAUUCAAUGAAACUAACACUGACAGUACUCACGGGUUUGAUCAGUUUUGGCUUGUUAUCAAAGUGUCAGUUUCGGAGAAUUUAUAAUAUGUUUCAUUUUUGUUUUUAUUUAUUCUUUCUCUUCCAACUAUUUUUCUCUGAUCAUUGUUUUCUCAAUACCCGGUUUUUCACAAGGUUGCUUGAAAUGUACACGUUUACGUUCUUUUCCAUAAUUUCAUAGUCUCUUUUCCGAGAAUCUUUUUAAAUUAAUAGGAAUUUGUUGUGUUUACCCUAUUCUUCUAAACAAUUUUCAGUGUUAAUUGAAAAUGGACCAAAUUGUAGACGCCAGGCGUCCCCUUACCAAAUUUCCCCAAAUUCUUCCUUAAAAUUUGCACAUUUGCUCAUUUUUCAAUCAGAUUUUUUAACAUUUUAGACUAUUUUCACGGCUUUUUUUGAAAUUCAAAAGUCUAUCCGAAAACUAAUCAAAAAUUGACCAAACUAAACUAUUAUAUGCGAUAAUUUAUAUUUCAAAACAAAACCGUUUCCAAAUGUCACACACAAUUUGUCCUCAUUAAACACAUCACACACAACUUUCCUCACGCUCCGCCCACUUUCGAAUCUUUCAUGGAUUUUAUGAUUUUUAUUUUGAAUUUAUUAUUUUUCAUUCCCUUUGGCAAUUAUAAAUUUCCAGUGAUAUAU